Molecule: messenger RNA, 2308 nt
Organism: Scheffersomyces coipomensis
Lineage: Eukaryota; Fungi; Ascomycota; Pichiomycetes; Serinales; Debaryomycetaceae
Exons: 1
Coding region: 418-2223 (601 amino acids)
Biological process (GO): transmembrane transport
Molecular function (GO): transmembrane transporter activity
Source: RefSeq, a predicted model, not a curated record
UGCUUAAUUUCUUGGAUAUUUAAGAAUUGAUAAAGUAUCGACCACUGUAAUUGAAUAUUACAAUUUAAAAAUUUGAUAAUGUUAUUAUAUGAAAGUUAUUUAUAUACUUCAAUUGCAAUAUUACACUAUUAGAAACUUUUCUUUAUAUAUCAUUCAUGGUUGUUAAUUCAAAGUUGUUACAAGUGGUAGCGCACAUUGUUGCAAACUUGACGAUCUUGUUCCGUGAUUAAGAAUUAAGGUACAAACACGCCUUUUACAUUUUUAGUUUUUACUGUGGAUCAAAAAUAUUUACCAUUUUUAAAAUUAGUCAGAGUUUAAACAAAGAUAACAAUUUUAAUUUACUUAGCAUUUACGAAUUUAGUUAUUCAUUUCUUGGACUUUAUAUAUGUCUAAAUCAUUGCAAAUUAUUCCUAUAUCAUGUCUGAACCAGUAAAGAAGCUCACGUUUAGAGAGCAGAUGAAAGGAUUUCCUGCUUGGCAAAUAUUUGUUAUCAGUAUUAUUAGAUUUGCUGAACCUGUUGCAUUUACAUCAUUAUUUCCUUAUGUUUAUUUCAUGAUUCGAGAUUUUGGUAUUGCCAAAAACAAGGCUGAUAUCGCUACUUAUUCAGGGUAUUUAUCAGCUUCAUUUGCAUUUUUUCAAUUUUUAUGUUGUGUUCAAUGGGGGAGAGCUUCUGAUAGAGUAGGUAGAAAGAAGAUUUUAUUAUUGGGGUUAUUAGGUACUGCAUCAUCCAUGGUUCUUUUUGGAUUUUCUGCUAAUUUUUAUAUAGCCAUGCUUGCAAGAUCAAGUAUGGGAGUAUUAAAUGGGAAUAUUGCAGUGUUAAGAACUGCCAUUGGAGAAAUUGCAACUGAAAGAAGGCAUCAAGCUAUGGCAUUUUCAACUUUACCAUUACUUUGGAAUAUAGGUGCUGUGGUUGGACCUAUGAUUGGUGGUUCUAAAUACUUAACCAGACCUAAGAAUUCAGUUAGUUCAGAUGCCAUUUUCACUGGUGAUGAUAGUUCUUAUGAAAAAUUUAUUACUAAAUUUCCAUACGCGUUAUCAAAUAUAGUGGUUGCUUUAUUCUUAUUAUUUAGUUUCCUGGUGGGAAUCUUAUUCUUAGAAGAAUCACAUCCAAGAUUUAAAAAUAAAAGAGAUAGAGGACUUGAAAUCGGUGAUUCUAUUAGAAGAUUCUUUGGUUUUGAUAUACCACCAAGACCUUGGCAAAAGGCCAGUAUCAAGAGUAGUAGUAAGAAAUCAGUGGUUAGAAAGCCAAAGACUCCAAGUCCAGAAGCUCAACCUGAAGAUCUUGCUAUUGAUAGUGAUGAUGAAAUUACUCCAUUUAAUCAACCCCAACAAUUAUAUGCAUCUACCAAUCAAGAUAAUGAAGAAGGAGUUGGAAGUGAUACUGAUUCGAUUGAAUCAAUUAAUGGUAUUAUGUCAAGACGUAUGUCAGCUGCAUUAGUUAGAAGAUACUCUUCUAAUCAACUUGGACCUGUUAUCUCAUCUAAUUUCGAAACUGAAUCCAUCAUAACAACUAAUAUCGAACAAGGAUUCAAUAAAGAAAUAUUCACCGCUCCUGUGGUUCAAACUAUUAUUGCCAAUUUCUUAACUUCAUUUCAUAAUAUUGUUUAUUCUGAAUUCUUACCUGUUUUAUUAGCUGGUGACUUAUUAGUCGAUGAAAUUAAAUUCCCUUUCACUUUGAAAGGUGGAUUUGGGUUUGAAUCAAGUACCAUCGGUAUGUUAUUAUCUACUACAGGAUUAAUAGGUGGAUUGGGAAUCUUGUUUAUUUUCCCUAUUAUUGAUAGAAAUUUCAAGACUAUUAAUGCUUAUAGAGCUUCUGCAUUAAUUUUCCCCUUCAGUUAUGCAGUUUUACCGUAUUUAGUAUUCACAUUACAUGAAUAUAAUCCAAAUUUCCCUAAGGGAUUAACCAAGAAAUUGUUAUAUGUUUUAUGUUGUUGUAAUUCAUUUUCAGGUUCUGUGGGAUUUCCUAACAUUUUAAUCUUAAUCCAUAGAUCAUCUCCUGCCAAACAUCGUGCUUUUAUAAAUGGUCUGGCUUUAAGUUUAUCAUCAUUAGCAAGAUUUAUUGGACCAAUUCUUUUUGGAUAUAUUAUGUCUACCACAGAUAAGUAUUCCAUUGGUGAAGUUGCAUGGUUUCUGCUUUCAUUCUUAUCAAUAUGUUGUGUUAUCCAAGCUUUCUUUAUGAAAGAUUAUGAAGAAGAUUUAAAAGAUGAUGAGAAUGAUGCAUGAAUGAAAUCUUUCUUUCUUUCCUCACUAUAUACUAUUUUUUUGCAUUAAGACAAUAUUUUUUGUUUUUUCUCUUUCAUAUAAAUCG